AUGGCAUACGAGGGCGCCCAGGUUGAACCGAUCCCUCGAAAGGACCUCGAAACCAUCGAAGAUACCGACGAGAUGAGAUCUCAGAGUACUAUCGCGGACCGUUUGCCUCUAGAACUUGACUGCCCAUCCUUGGGAUCCAGCGAAUGCCCCUCAAUGGCUUCCAGCUUCUCGCCGCUUGAUUCACCAACCCCAACCAGCAUGUACAGCCAAACAUCGUUGACUUCGCCCGGAUGGCACGAAGGCGGUUCAUUCUCUGUCCACCCUAAUCAACACUACGACAGACAUACGGGUUCUACGCCAAUGCGCAGCGCUUUUCGACUGGCUGACAUGACUGCGACGACGGGUGAUUCCAUGGCUAUGCCGUACGCCUUGGACACCCAGGACCGCAUGCCCAUGCCUGAAUAUCUGUCAGGCUAUGACGAGAAUGUCGAGCAGUUUUGGAUUCCAUCCGACAUGUCCAAGACGUACGAGAACCCCCAUGGGAUGCAAUACCCCUCUGGCAUGGCAUCCUACCCGACCAUGGCGCGCACUCACUACCGUCACGCACCUUAUCUCCCGGAAUCGGCCACCAACCCAUGCUUAUCGCGACCCAUUUUCAGCCAGCCUGAGCGCAUGUCCAGCUCGAUGUCCAUGGGCAACAUGUUGCACUGGAUGCCGCCUACCGAGUCUAUGGCUCCCCAAACCAUCGCACCGUCCCAGGCCUUCUCGCAAGUGCCUGCCACACCACCGCCGUCGUACUCUGACUUCCCCACCUCGCUCAACGCCUUUAAGCAAACACCUACGACCUCCGUCCGCUCUUGCUCAUUGGGCACCCCAUCGGGGACAGAGACGCCGAUGAGCCAUGUAUCGGGUGGCGCAGGAGACUUCCACGAGGACUUCCCUCUGUCUCCCUACCGCGAUGGGAUGCCCCGUCCAUCGCGCCAGCCAUCGCGCAAGCUCAGCAAGAAGUCGUCGAAGAACAACUUUACUCUGGACAACCUACCGCCGAUCAUCAAGCAGGUUCAGUUCAAGUGCAAGGAGCCAGGCUGCAAGGGCCGGUUCAAGCGUCAGGAGCACCUGAAACGGCAUAUGAAGAGCCACUCGCAGGAAAAGCCGCAUGUGUGCUGGGUGCCGGUAUGCCAUCGGGCCUUCUCACGCAGUGACAACCUCAACGCUCAUUACACCAAGACCCACAGCAAACGGGGUGGUCGCAACAGGUACGUUGCGACCCUGGACGAGACCAGCCCCGACUUCGACCCCGACUUCCGGGGUCAACUCACUCCCGAUGGCCGUCCUAUCUAUGGUUCCAAGUUGGAGGACCCGAUGGAUACUCGGGAGAUGAGUGUGGAUGCUUGGGACGAGUAAGUGAGUGACUUGACUGAGUGAGCGAACGAUGAUACCCAUUCCUUUCCUUUGUUUGCCUUUCCUUUGUGACUCGAUUGCAUAUUUCUUUUUCUACUUUCCUUUGUGAUUUCCUUUGUUCUGAUCCAGAUACACCGGCUUGGCCCGGUUGGCGCAUUGAGGCGUUUGUCCUGUAAAACUCCGUGUUCUUCAUUUCUUUUGUCUAUUGCAUCUUAUCAUUCCUCUUGAAUAAUAUUGCAUGGCUGGUGUGCGCUGGUUGGGUUGGGAGGCAUUGUACGAACCAACUUGUUUGUUUGAUCCGAAUCUGACGGAUCAAUCCAUUUCUGUCGAGAAAUAUUCCAUGAAUAAUACGAAUUAGAUUAGAUUCAUGACAAUAAUACUAUAAUAAUACAUACUAAUGUCGCU
Aspergillus glaucus CBS 516.65 is the source of this 1746-nucleotide messenger RNA. RefSeq names its product C2H2 type transcription factor BrlA (gene brlA). The coding region runs from base 1 to 1344 and encodes 447 amino acids. The transcript is spliced from 2 exons. NCBI's taxonomy places the organism in Eukaryota, Fungi, Ascomycota, Eurotiomycetes, Eurotiales, Aspergillaceae. Gene Ontology annotation, molecular function: DNA-binding transcription factor activity, RNA polymerase II-specific; RNA polymerase II cis-regulatory region sequence-specific DNA binding. The record is from RefSeq and is a predicted model, not a curated record. Gene Ontology annotation, biological process: regulation of transcription by RNA polymerase II. Gene Ontology annotation, cellular component: transcription regulator complex; PcG protein complex.